Molecule: messenger RNA, 1959 nt
Organism: Calliphora vicina (urban bluebottle blowfly)
Lineage: Eukaryota; Metazoa; Arthropoda; Insecta; Diptera; Calliphoridae
Product: putative fatty acyl-CoA reductase CG5065
Exons: 7
Coding region: 260-1840 (526 amino acids)
Biological process (GO): long-chain fatty-acyl-CoA metabolic process
Cellular component (GO): peroxisome
Molecular function (GO): alcohol-forming very long-chain fatty acyl-CoA reductase (NADP+) activity
Source: RefSeq, a predicted model, not a curated record
CUUGAGUAAAUCGCGCUUAAGUUUUAAGGUUUUAGUACUAAAUACUAAAUAUUAUUAGUACUAAAGAAGUGUAAUCAAAUCUAAGCAAGUUAUAAACUGAAUUAACAUAAAAAUACCUACUUGUAUAAUAACGUAUACUAUCAGCAAUUGCAAAUAAUAAUAAAAAAAAAAUACAAAAAUAAAAAUAGUGUAUUUAGGAAUAAACAACUCUAAAAAUACACAUUAAUCUGAUUACUAAUUUGUUUACACGGACCUUAUUAUGGAAAUUCUACAAGCUGACGGUGAGGCUGAUAAAUCCCAAGUGGCAUCUUGGUAUAAAGGAAAAAAUAUUUUUAUAACCGGAGCAACUGGUUUUAUGGGCAAGGUGUUGGUUGAAAAAUUACUAAGAAGUUGUCCCGACAUUAAGAAUUUAUAUUUGCUGAUACGCUCAAAACGUGGCCAAACAGCGGAAGUUCGCAAAGAACAAUAUUUGAAAUGUGUGAUCUUCAACAAAAUCUUGGAGAAUAAUCCGGAUAUAGUGAAGAAAAUUCGAUUGAUUAAAGGUGAUGUUAUGGAAGAGAAACUUGGCAUGAGUGAUGAUGAUAGGGAACACUUAAUUGAAAAUGCAGAUGUAAUUUUCCAUUGUGCCGCCAAUGUACGUUUCGAUCAACCAUUACGGCCCAUGAUACAAAUGAAUGUUUUGGGUACAUUGAAAGUCCUUGAAUUAGCUGGGAAAAUGUUAAAUUUAAAAGUAUUUGUACAUGUCUCAACAUCUUAUUGUCAAUGCAAUGAAAGUAUUCUGGAAGAAAGAGCAUAUCCAGCCCCACAAAAUCCUUAUGAAAUUAUUGAAAUGAUAAAGUCUAUGGACGACAAAGCUUUGGACGAAAUAACCCCUAAACUAUUAAAUGGACUGCCAAAUACUUAUGCUUACAGUAAAGCAUUAACUGAAGAUUUAAUUAGCAGAUAUGAAAUAAAAUUACCGAUUAUAAUUACUAGACCAUCAAUUGUUACCGCUGCAUUAAAAGAACCUCUACCUGGUUGGAUUGAAGGUGUAAAUGGUCCGACCGGUCUUAUGAUAGGUGCGGCACGCGGAGUUAUACGUUCUAUGCAUUGUAAUCCCGAUUACUCUUCAACUGUUAUACCUGUGGAUAAGGCCAUAAAUGGAAUGAUUGUAGCCGCCUAUCAACGGGCACAGUUGCCAUCGAAAAAUGUCGAGUUUUGUAAUUUGUGCAUAAAUAGCAAAGCUCUGUACUCGUGGGGAGAAUGCAUUGAAACGGGAAAGCGUUUCUUCUAUGAAGCUCCAUUGAGUUUUGCUCUCUGGUAUCCUGAUGGUUCCAUAAAAAAGAACUAUUAUCAUCAUAUGUUUUGUGUUAUAUUCUUCCACUAUUUGCCGGCAUACUUUAUUGAUUUCUUAUUGCUUUUAAUUGGACGUAAACGAUUUUUAGUACGUAUACAAAAUAAAAUAUCGACUGGUCUGGAACUGUUACAGUACUAUACCACCAAGGAAUGGGAGUUUAAGAGUGAAAAUUUCCAGCAACUUCAGACGAAACUUAACCCCAUAGAUCAGGAAAUUUUCGACACCGACACAUCGCAGGUAAACUGGGAGGCAUAUAUACGUACCUACAUAAUUGGCAUGCGAACUUAUAUAUUGGGCGAAAGUGAAUCGACUAUACCACAAGCAAAAAAGGUUUUACGUCGUCUAUAUAUCAUGGAUCGUUUUGUAACAUUUGUGUUCUAUGGUUUGAUCUUUUGGUUUCUAUGGACACACUUGGAUGGUUUUAUGGAUAGCAGUGAUAUUCUAAUACAGAAAACAUUGCAAACAAUUUUCAGUUAUAGUAAAAACAAAACAAUCGAAUUAUAAUUUUGAAAAGAAAACAAACAAUUUAUAUUCGUACACUUUUUUCACUUGUCUAGAUAUAAGAUAUACAUAAAUAAAAAAUAAAAAUUGAAUUUCAAAAAUAAAGAAUAAGUAAAACUAAA